Aphanomyces invadans is the source of this 1176-nucleotide messenger RNA. RefSeq lists its product as hypothetical. The record is from RefSeq and is a predicted model, not a curated record. Lineage: Eukaryota; Oomycota; Saprolegniomycetes; Saprolegniales; Verrucalvaceae. The transcript has 2 exons. The coding region runs from base 1 to 1176 and encodes 391 amino acids.
AUGAGCUGGGAUGACGAAGUCUUGGAAGAGGACGACGACCUUGUCGUGGCACCGACGGCCCAACUCAUCCAAGUCUGUCGAGGCGCGAUGCCCUUGAUGCAACCCCAACCUACAAGACGGACGCUGCUCGUGCACUUUCAUCUCGAGUCUCAGCAAUUCUUGCUUCGAGACCCCGAUGAACCAGUGCCACCUGCGACGAAAGAACCCACUGUCCCGACUGUCGACCGUUCGCUGCCGAUGAAAGCCACGUCGCCAGUCAAGACAUUGCUCAUGUUUGCCCCACAGCAUCCAAAACAAAUCAACCAUGAGCUUGCACCAGAACUCCACAAACCUCCCAGACCAAACUCGACCAAGAAGCAUGUGCACUUCGCACUCCAAUCGCCGAAACGAAAACGCCGAGAAAUGUCCACGAAGUUGGAGAAGACGUUGGAGGUUCAGGACAAGGAGAUGGUCGUCACGAGCGCCACCGAGAGGGUUGCGUCGACGCAUGGCACAACGUCACCCACCCCCGACGGUGGCGCAUUCGAACAAACCGCUAUGACGAUAUCAGCCAAGCCGUCGGACCCACCUUGUGUGCACGAGCAGCGGGUGAACACGGCGGAUCCGCUAAUUGGCGCGAGCAAGCCCGUGAGAUCCGACGACGACGAAGUUCGAUCGAUCUUGACAGCAUUGGUGGAACAAGCCAUUGCCAUGUCCACGCCGGCGCUGAAUCCAAGGCUCGCCGUCGCCAUGGAUGCCUUGGAGAGCAUUCUGAAUUCGGUCUACGAACAAGUCGAGUCACGCCGACGUGCUCCUGGUACGAGUACAACGUGCGUCCAAGAUGUGCCAUCGACAACGCCCAAGACGAUGAAGAACAAACUCGCGCCACGAACCAAGGUGCCACAACCAAAGACGGCAGGCCGCACGGCGACACUCGAGUCGUCCACUUCGAAACACGAAUCCCAUCGCAAUGAGUCCAUGCCAUUGAUCACGCUGGAGAUUGAAGGCCGCUGGGAACAGUGUGUGGAGCGCCUUCGACGAGAUCCGACCUUGCCACGACCGCUGCCACGGUUCGACUGGUGCAACAGCUUCCACGAUGGCCGCGUGCAUUCGACACAUGAAGACAAGGCACGUGGCCCCGACUGUGCAUUCAUGGAUGCCCCACCAGAGUAUUGGGACACUGACAGCGAUGCAUAA